AUGGUGUAUGGGCACGCUCCUGAUGAUUGCGUCAUCAUGGUCAACGUUGGAGGUUUCCGGCAAAGAAUGGAGCACGGCGUUCUCAAACGCUUCCCUCACACUCGCCUGGCACGUCUCCUGUGUUGUAGCUCUGAAGAAGCCAUCCUGGAGCUCUGCGAUGACUUUGUUGCAGCAGAAAUGGAAUACUAUUUUGACCGCAAUCCACUUUUCUUCUGCUACAUCCUCAACUUUUACUUGACGGGCAAAAUGCACCUGGCGGACGGUUGGUGCUUCCUGUCCUUCCGCCAAGAGGUCGAGUAUUGGGGCAUCCAGGAUCACCAUCUGGACUUGUGCUGUUGCAACAAAUUCCAAGAACUCCUUGAUCAGACUGAGGACCUGGGCUGGGAUCAGGGGAGCGUGGACCUCCACGACUCAUCGGUGGAGGAGAAGUCCGAAGUGGAUUUGUUCGACGGCACCUGGUGUGCGGAUGUCCGUCGGAACAUUUGGCUCCACCUUGAGAAUCCGUCGUACUCCGCUUCGGCCAAAGCGAUGGCCGUCACGUCUUUGAGCGUGGUUCUGGUCUCCAUUGCGGCCAUGUGUGUCCACAGCAUGCCAGACAUCCGUCAAGUGGACCACAACAAUAGAGAAACUGAACAUCCGGGGCUUGCCUUCCUCGAAAACCUUUGCGUCUUCUUAUUUUCCGCAGAGUUUCUCCUCCGUCUGGCCGUGGUUCCGUCAGCCAAGAAGUUCUUGUGCAGCCCUCUCAAUGUUAUCGACUUGAUGUCCAUCACUCCUUUCUACGUGACCUUGGCUUGGGAUUUCGGCCCGGUGGCCGAAGAUGACAACUCGGAGUUGGAGAACGUUGGUAAAGCGAUGCAGAUCUUGAGGCUCAUGCGACUGUUCCGCAUUCUCAAACUGGCCCGCCACUCGGCCGGCCUCCGCUCUCUUGGUGCCACGCUGCGACACAGCGGCCGUGAGGUGGGGCUCCUGACGCUUUUCUUAUUUGUGGGAAUCUCCAUGUUCUCUGCCCUCAUGUACUUUGUAGAAAAGGAGGCCCCGGAGUCCGAGCUGCAGACCAUCCCUAUCGGCUGGUGGUGGGCCACCAUCAGCAUGACAACGGUGGGCUAUGGGGACACCUUUCCUGUUACUCUCGCUGGGAAGGUCAUAGCAACGCUCUGCAUUCUCUCUGGGCUGCUUAUUGUGGCUUUGCCCAUCACCAACAUCUUCAAUACGUUCUCGAACUUCUACCAGAAACAAAAGAAAGUAGACGGCUUUUCAAAUCACGAACCAGCGACUUCAUUAUAUGGUUUAAAAUCUUACAGGAAGGACACAACAGCAUCACAAAAUGAAGAUCUCAUACCCCUGAAAGUGGCCCCUGAGCAUUGAGCACAUCCACCCCAAUUUUGAAGUGGGGUUGAUUGACGACACUAAAUUGUUUUUAGAUGUGAGUCUUUGUCUCUAUGUGCCCUGCGAUUGGCUGAAUGACCAUUUCAGGCUGUACCCUGCCUCUCACCCCAAAAAUCAGCUUGGGUAAGCGCCACCAUACCUGUGGCUCUAACGAGGAUAAGUACAGUAGAAGGUGGAUGGAUGUCCUCAAGAGCCAAUACUAACCUCGUCUUUCCUGUCGAGGCCAAAAUCAACAGUGAGGUGCAUUCUGGGACAAUAUGUACACCAUUCCUCUCAUACUUUGUAAAUUGAAUGUUGAAAGAAUGGUUAAUGAAUAAAAUGACUUUCAUGGAACUCAAUUCUUACAUAUUAGCCUAUUUUAGCUUAAUUAAUGAUUAAACCACAAAACAACACUAUUUUGUAUUUAUUUUGUACAAAUAAAGGCCUCCCCGUAAAUACAGGCACUCACUACCAUAGAAGUAAAAAGCUUACGGGUAGUUUACUAAGUUAGCCAAACAGUGGUGAGAGAAUUAAAUGUUGCA
Molecule: messenger RNA, 1907 nt
Organism: Hippocampus comes (tiger tail seahorse)
Lineage: Eukaryota; Metazoa; Chordata; Actinopteri; Syngnathiformes; Syngnathidae
Product: potassium voltage-gated channel subfamily S member 3-like
Exons: 1
Coding region: 1-1365 (454 amino acids)
Biological process (GO): potassium ion transmembrane transport; protein homooligomerization; action potential
Cellular component (GO): voltage-gated potassium channel complex; membrane
Molecular function (GO): voltage-gated potassium channel activity
Source: RefSeq, a predicted model, not a curated record